AUGGACGAUCUUGUCGAUUUGAGCUGGUCUGCGCCCAGUCAAGGUCAAGGGAAGCCUACGCAACAACGACAGCAGCAGCAGCAGCAGCAGCAGCAGUUUCCGACAAGCUCCACAGCCCCAACCUUCCCGUCAUUACGACCGACCCCGUCCCCCUUUACAUCCGGCCGGAACACCCCGCUAUCAACCCAAGGCUCCGGUAGUGUUGGGCCUAAGUCUCCGCCAGCGGCAGCUAAGCCAGCUGGGCAGGACAGUUUCGGGAACCUGCUCAACUUUGGCGCCGGGAAGAGCGGCGCGAACCUAAGUCUACGCGAGCGACAGGAUCAGUUGGAAGCAGAAAAGAGGAGGAAGGAGGAAGAGAAGCGGAAGCAGGCACAAGCACACUAUGGCGAUGGGCGGUUCUUCGAUUCGCUAGGGCAAACUGCGUCCGGGUCCAGUUCGCUGAGGUCUCCUCCCCCCCCACAGGCACAGAGACUGAGCCCGGGGAUACCACAGCAACAGGCACGACCGGGGAAAGCGGUGGCGGAAUCGGACGAUGACUUGUUUGCUGCGUUCAAUGCCAGCACGCAGGUGGACAAUUCAAGCCACUUCCCACCUCCCGCGCCCUCGAAUAACCCCUCUCCCGCUCCUCAGGCGCCCUCGUUGGAUCUCGCGAACCCACAAGCCUGGAACAAACCUGCGGCCUCAAGUGGGGGGAAUUUUGGUGACGAUGAUGACGACGAUCCGUUUGGGCUCAACCAGCUCAAGCCAAGUACCCGUGCUGCACCUCCACCAGCUGCUCCCGUCAACGAGGAAGAUGACGACUUUCUGGGCGAUCUGGGUAAGCCGGUUGACCAAGUCAGGAAAAAGGCUGCCCCCGUAGCACCGACCUUUGCGCGGGAACCCGAGCCUGGGAAGCCAAUUGAGGACGACUCGUCGUCGGAUUCGGAACCGGAGCGGCCCACGGCCUCGGACGAUCCCUUCGACAGAGCUGUUGCCCAGCUCGUGGACUACGGUUUCACUCCUGAAAAUGCGAGGAGGGGCCUCACGGAGAGUGGUGGAGGGUUGAAUGUCCAGGCCGCAGUCAAUUGGCUACUUGACGACGCCCAUAGGCAAGCUAAGGAGAAGAAAGCAGGCGGCCAGGGCGGCGGUUCGAGGGAGCGGCCGAGGGAUAAUGAGCGAGCUCCGAGCCAGUCUAGGAGCGGGACUCCGUCUUGGAUGAGGGAAGGGCCUCCCGGAGAUGGUACUCGGAGUAGAGAUAGUCGGUCACCAGGGAGCGCGGAAGGCGAUUUUGCCAAGACGGCUGCUGCGGUGGGUUCAAGUUUUCUCAAGUCGGCCAACAGCUUGUGGAAGACGGGCCAGAAGCGCGUGCAGAAAGCUGUGGCGGAAUUCCAGCAAGAUGGAGACCCGAACCAGCCAAAGUGGAUGCGCGACGCUCAAGAACAGCGUAGUGGUGGAGGGGGGUCAGCGAGGCAGGUACCGGAUGUCACGGAUGAGGCAUUGAUGCUUGAGUCUGGGGGACGGCCAGAACCUCGGCCUGAGAGGCUUGCGCCUCGGCGGCAGGAUCCCGUUGAGACCCGGUCUCGCGAACGCUCGCCGGCUCUGCCUGUUCGUCCUGGGCCAGAGAACCAAGUACCAAAGUGGCAACAGUCUGCGCGGUCAACCCCUGACCCGCGCGCCCGACUUGGUAGGCAAGCAGUGGAGGAGGAGAGUUUCCAGGCGUACGUUAGUCCCGCGCGCAGGAAGAAGACUACCCCCCAGCCCCCGCCCGAGAAGACUGCAGAGGCCGAACCAGAUCUGCUGUUUGGAAAUUCUGCGCCGGCCGCUCGGCCUCCGCUGCAGACCCGGUCGCCGCAACCAUCAUCCAACUCACCUGCUCCACGACCCGCAGCUCGGCCGUCUCCGGCCCCGAGACCUGCCGUUCCACCGCGCCAGAUCCCAAGUGUUUCUCCCAUUGCGCUACAAAACUCCACAAAGUGCCGCCUAGAAGGCACCGCACACUUCAAACGCGGCGACUACGCCUCAGCCCACUCAUCAUACACUUCCGCCAUGACGGCCAUCCCAUCAGACCACCCCCUAACCAUCCUCCUCCUCUCCAACCGGGCCCUAACCGCCCUCAAGACCGGCGAACCCCGUCAAGCCGUCGACGACGCCGACGCUGCCAUACGCCUAAUCGGCCCCGGCAAGGGCGAAGGCGAGCACGUCGAGCUGCAAGCGAGCGGAAGCAGCGGCGGGGCUCCAGAGAAGCGCGACAUGCGCGACCUCUACGGCAAAGCGCUCAGCCGCAAGGCCGAGGCGCUCGAGCAGAUGGAGAAGUGGGCCGACGCCGGCGCGGUUUGGCAGCUUUGUGUUGAAGCCGGCCUGGGUGGAGCGACGGCCACAGCGGGCAGACAACGCUGUCAGAAGGCUCUCGCGCCGAAACCACCAGCAGCGGCACCGAAGAAACAAGCCACGCCAACGUCCCAGCGAUCCACACCCUCGCGCCCAGCCCCGCGCCCGGCAGGUAACCCGCAAAAGAGCUUUGAGGCCGUCGAGCGGCUACGGGCAGCGAACCAGGCCGCGGAGCGGGAAGGCGACGAGAAGCUGGCGCUGACAGACAAGGUGGACGCGCGGAUUGCGGCGUGGCGGGACGGGAAACGGGAUAACCUGCGGGCGUUGCUGGGUAGUCUGGAUAAUGUGCUGUGGGAGGGCAGCGGGUGGAAGAAGGUUGGGUUGCAUGAGCUGGUGGUGGCGAAUAAGGUGAAGAUUGUGUAUAUGAAGGCUAUUGCGAAGACGCAUCCUGAUAAGAUUGCGCAAGACGCGACGACAGAAGUGCGCAUGAUUGCCGGGACGGUGUUUAGCACGCUGAACGAGGCGUGGGACAAAUUCAAGGCGGAGAACAAUAUGUGA
Dichotomopilus funicola is the source of this 2865-nucleotide messenger RNA. RefSeq lists its product as uncharacterized. The record is from RefSeq and is a predicted model, not a curated record. The transcript has 2 exons. Lineage: Eukaryota; Fungi; Ascomycota; Sordariomycetes; Sordariales; Chaetomiaceae. Gene Ontology annotation, molecular function: clathrin binding. Gene Ontology annotation, biological process: clathrin coat disassembly; clathrin-dependent endocytosis. The coding region runs from base 1 to 2865 and encodes 954 amino acids. Gene Ontology annotation, cellular component: cytoplasm; vesicle; intracellular membrane-bounded organelle.